Molecule: messenger RNA, 30249 nt
Organism: Paramuricea clavata
Lineage: Eukaryota; Metazoa; Cnidaria; Anthozoa; Malacalcyonacea; Plexauridae
Source: the annotation of a GenBank genome assembly
GUCAAGUAUGUGAGUUAUUUCGAGAUGUGAAUCUUCGUGAAAACAUAUCGAGUGCGUGACUGGGCAUUUGUGAUUUUGUGGGCAUAAACUUCGGAUAAAGUAAUCAUUUGCAUAAUAUUAUUGACAUUCUGCUCAUAAAAAUGUCAUCGGUACGGGUAGCUGUGCGAGUACGGCCUUUGAACGGGAUAGAAGAAUCGCAAAAUUGUGGCGUUGUAGUAAAAGCGGAUAAUUCACAAGUGACUGUUAGAAAUCCUGAAUCUGAGCGCGCAAAAACCUUUACAUUCGACGAAGUUGUAAGUAUCUAUUUGAAAGUCAGUCUCAAUGUGAGUCGUUUGUCUAAUGUGUGUAUGUUAGUACUUUCAUCUAUUAAACAUACGUCUCGUUGUUAUUUUUACAGUUCAGUUCUGGUGGCGAUGACCCCUGCUACUCACAAAAUCAGGUAAGCCACAGUGUUUUUGUUUCAUUUCUUUACCUAAAAUGGUCUUGUCGUUAUUCGAUGUCAAACCGGUUUAUUUCUGAACAAUAGUGAAUAUUUAUACUAAACCGAAUGUUGUCAAACAGACAAAGACAAGGCUAUCAUUACAUUCUGAAACACAGUAUUCAUUAUUGUGAGAAAUUUGACGGAGAACAGCAGACAGAUUUAAUAAGCCGGGGUUAUAUGCAAUAAAAUUCGGUGCAUGUGAAUUUUUAAAGUUUAUAGUAUGUUGUAAAGUGUAAAAGGAAAUAUUAUUGACACUUGAGGAAUCACGUUUUAAUGACUGAAUCCUAUAUCGAAGAAUAUUACAAAUUGGCGUGUGCAAAUGUUUAUGAACUUCUCAGCAGAGGUCUAUUGUCGUUGUCUAUAUUGGGGCAAACAUAGCAUAAAAGGCUGAUGAAUGCUUGAAUGUGGGCAAAUAUUGUGUGUAAUAUAUUAUCAAUGUGUAAAUUACACUGACAUGUCUGUCAAUAAAAUAGUAUAUAUACUGUAUAUUGCUUCAGGAAAUAGAAGCUAUUAUAAAAUUAUAGAUGUAGUUCCGUACUUUGGGGGAAUAAUAUGAUCAUUUCGGGCAUUUUUAUAGUUAAAUUAAUUUAAUCUGGUCUCUAAGAUAACUUCACUGGUAGCUAUAAUAGAGAUGUCAGAUGUGCAAUCUAUUCUAAUUGUAUAAUACUUGUAGAAUGCCCUUAAAAUUGUUCUAAUACAGUAAUGUUGCAAUUAUAGAACACUAUACAUAAUUGUUGUAUACUGUAGAUAGAUAAGGGUAAGGGUUAGGGAUCAUAUAACUCUUUUAUUAUUAAAACAUUUCAGAACAAGGCUUUUUAACCCAUCAAGUUAAUUUUGCUCUGUCAGAUGAUUUUACUUGUGCGGGUGCUCGAUAAUUUGCCCAUGUUGUGAAUGUGCCCUUCUUUAUUCCUUCCAACUCCAGACAAUUUUACUUGUCAAGGGAAGAGCACUGAUGAAGGUCAGAAUUAAGUAGGUUAGGUAAAAAAGGAAGAAGAAGUAGAAGAAGAUUUAUAGCCUCAAUUGCCUUUUAGUUUAACAAAUAUGUAUAUUCCACUGUCUCAUCAGUGUGACAGGUGCUGGAGGGAUGCCUUGCUAGAAUUGUCAUGGCGAAUUUCUUUGCUGUUAUUUUACGGAUUGCUGCUGUUAUUGUUGCUACAGUACUCUGAUGUUAAUCUGUUGCCAUGCCAAUAUGUCUUGCCAGCAAGACAUUGCAGGCUGCAGUCUUUGACGACAAAUGGCACCUACUGUACCUCCAAACAUAAUAUGCUAUUGAUGAGAAUUUUGUGCAGAAUUGAAAUGAAAUGCUGUGAGCGGCCUACAAGUGUUCUGCCAUAUGCAUCCUUAGAAUAUGUGCAAACUCUAGUUUGCCGGAAGCAAAACCUCAGAGGUGUAACUUUAGUUAACACUUGCCUGGGGCAAGUGAAUAUCAUGACGGGCAAGUAAACAUUUUAUUUUGCUUGUCCGAUUGGGCAAGUUGCCUUGCCACAAAACACUGGGCAUCUUUACAUUUGAUUUCACAUAACUUUUGCCAAAAUGUUCUGAACUUUGUUUCAAAGUUUGCAAGUUCAUUCCAAAGUUCCAAAGUUUGAAGUUUGCAAGUUCAUAAGUUCACAAACUGGUUUGUAAACUAAGUAUUUGAUUGGCUUCUUUCAAUACAUGGACCAAUCAGAGGUCUUGUUUACAAACCGGCUUGUGAAUUUGAAUGUUGAACUUGUGAACUUCGAAACAAAUUUUGUGAACUUCGGAACGAAGUUUGGAACAUUUUGGCAAAAGUUUUGUGAAAUCGACUGUAAGGUUUUGUUUUCAUUGUCGGAUUAUUUUUUACAGUGCAUGUACUUGAUUCAAAUUUUGUUUUUUGUGGCCAAAGCUAGAUCUGAGGCAGUAUAACAUAGCCAUAUAGAGCAGUAGGAGAAUGGGUCGACAUGUUGUCCCCUUAAUUUAUACUCCGACCUAGGGCUAGGUACCCCAGCAGCCAUUGUCUGAUGGCAAGUGAAUUUUAUUCAGCAUUUCAGGGCAACUAAUUUUCAUGUCCAACAUGCCGGAGGGCAAGUGGUAAAAAAAGUAGGAAGUUUAUCUUUUACACCACUGAACCUGGUUGGAAAACUUGUGAAAAUGGUUGGGAACAUCAAUAUAUUGUCCUUUUGAUGACAAAGGAAUAAAGACUGAUCCAACACACUUUCAAAAAUCACAAAAAGAGGCACAUAGCUACGUUGUGAAUGUCGCAUUAGGCCCUGUUCACAGAUGCCCUGUGACAAUUAAUUAAUGGAACUGUAAUGUUGGUACUUUAGGGGUCUUCAAUAAUUGUCAACACGUUCACAAACAGACAGAGUUCAGAAUUUAUUAUUUGGACAUAUUCAUAGAGAUAGCUAGUGAAACAAAUACACGCAAUUUUUAAUGAUAAAAAUAGUAAGAACAACACAACAAUGACUUAGCUUUAAACUGUCCUCCGCACUGUAUUAACUUGAAAAGAAUUCUUUAAAAAAAAUGUUGCUUGCAAAAAUGAUUUCAAAGUAUGAUAGACAUGAUCAUAAUAUGGUGUUCGCUUGGCGGGAAAAUUUUUAUAUGUCACUAUUGAACUAUAAAUAAACUGGAGCGCUAACUCCUGUGAUGAAGAUCUAUGGUUGCUUUCCAUUCAAUGGCCUGACCCGAAUUUUUAUCUCUGUAUCAAUGGAAAGAUUUGGUCUAUGUUUCUCAAAUAUCUAGCGAAAAUGAACCUCAUUCUAAUGUUAUCUAAAUUUUCAGGUCAGAUAGGUCCGAAGCCCAAACGUUUUGUGUUCCAUCCAAAAAUUUGACCGUUCUGACGAUUCGUUGAAGCCGACACGCGGGGAAAUCAGCUUUCAAAAGGACUAAGGAGAGUUUCGAGGAGUGAAAAAAUUUGAUUUUUUGAGCAAAAAUUUGCAAGAAAAACCCUUUUUCCAUGGGAAACUACAAUGAUCGGGAUUCAAACCUGGUUUUCCGAUUAGUUCCGACUGUUUUACAUCUCUCUGCAGCAAAAAGUAAGGAGUUUUCCUUUUGUAUUUUGAAGAAAAUGACGAAAGUUUGGACGUGCCGAAGGAAAACUCGCUCUUCAACUCGAAAAAAAUAUACUAUAAAUUAAACAUUUUGACAGUCCCAAAACUUAGUUUGUACUAAACCCCGGGUAUUGUUAUUUAUCCUGAGCUUUUAGUCCUUGUUUUAUUCCUUCUAAAACAUGACUAAAUUAACGUUUCUCAAGUGAUGUUAUUUUCGUCAUCGCAUCUUCUUGUUGCCUGUUGGGUAAAAUGAGCACUUUGAAUAUGGCAGCCAAGCUAGCUUUGAUAUAAUGCUUAUUUUAACUGUUAAAAGUAAGUCGUGGGUACUUAAAAAUAAAUUUCCAAAUGCAUCUAAUAUUUUUGUUCGUAAAUUGUAUUAUAAUGUCUCCAAUUUCUUUAUGGAAAGUCCCAAAACGCUCGCAGGCUACUCCAAAACCAUAUGGAGAGUGUGGAGCUAGUUGUCGUCUACUGUAAGUCUGGAGGAAAUGGCAGUAAGGCUAAAAUAGCUGUUGUAGUCCAGCAGAUAUGCACAGAUAUUUGAGAAAAUCAUGCACUUUGUGAAGAAAGCACCAAAUUCACAGGAAGUGUAGACUUUAACAUGAUAAUGAAUCUUAGAUAUGGAGGCAUCACCAAAAUUGAUGCUGACGGCUUAAAAUUUAGGAUUUCUUAUAUUCUCUUAUUAAUCUCUUAUAUAUAAUUAAAAAUUGUGAAAUAUUAUUGUAGGUUCACAUAUAGCAAAAAUGACAUGCGUCAUUAGAAAUCUUACAAAAAACUGCAUAUAAGAUAUUUAAGCAGUUUUGAUUUUCCAACUCCUCUAUAGUUAUGAGCGGUUGAAAAUAUGUUUUAGGGCUAGUGUCCAGGACUUUGGCGGGAUUUUUGCCUAUUUAUCACGUUUUUAAAUAGCAAUAACUGGAAAACCGCUUGGAAAAUCAAUCACCCGUUUAAAAGUCUUAUAUGUAGUUUUUUGUAAGCUUUCUAAUCAUGCAAGUCAUUUCUGCUAUAUGUGAACCUGCAAUUUCACAAUUUUAAACAGUAAUAGAGUUUAAUAAGAGAAUAUAAGAAAUCCUAAAUUUUAAGCCAUCAAUUUUGGUGAUGCCUCCAUAUCUAAGAUUCAUCAUGUUAAAGUCUACACUUCCUGUGAAUUGGGCGCUUUCUUCACAAAGUGCAUGAUUUUUUACUUUUCCGCUGGACUAUUGAGCCAAAUUUGAAUUUAUUUAUUUUAGCAGGAUGUGCAUGAGUCGUACAGUACGGCAGUGAGAGUGGGAAAGGGUAUUUAAAUUUCGUGAGCCGUGAUUGGGCAAUAUUUGUUCGCGUGAAAUGUGAAAUGCUUGAUUUUAGUGUCGUGAAAUGUGAUUUGUUCUGCACCCUUGUGGCGUGAUUGUCGAUAAAAAUGCCUCGUGAAAUGAGAAUUAAGGAUGUCUGUUUCGUGAACUGUGAUUUUGCUUUGUUUAUUUCGAGCUAUUUUAUAAUAGUCAUAAUAGACAUGAUACGCGAUAAUCAAUUUAUAUCAUCUCACUCGAUUGCACAAGAGAAAAAUUUGGGAGGCCUUUCGGAGGUCGUCGGACAUACAGGUACUCGUCACUCAAACUUGUAAGUUGUCGGAUGUACAUGUAGUUUUUAACUGACAGGUAGACUACCGAAGUGAGAGAACUUAAAGCGUAGAUACUGUACCAUGCAUUAAACAUGCUCUUAAUAAAGCUAUUAUUAUUAUAUUUAAUAUAUUUUAUUAGAAUCUAGAUUUCCGUGAAAUUGCUUUUUUACCAGUUCGAAACAUGCCGCCAUGUUGAAUUUAAUGGUGAAUUGUGAAACGGCUUUUUUUCGUUGUGAAACGUGAACCCAUACCCCCCCCCCUUUUUUUCCACCCUCGGCAGAGGGAGUUUGAUUUCAAGAUGUAUUCUCGUCCCAAGGCCGGUGGUUGUGGUUGGAUUGGUUGUUCCCAGCCUUCCAUGCCUAUAGUUUCAUUCAAGGGUUGGCCACCACCACAAAAAAAAAAACUACACUGAGGCAUGUUCCGUCAUGUUCAAUAGAUUCUAUUUCAUUUUUAUAUCAGGCUUAGACUAACUUAAGCACUGCAAUAAAGAACUAAGAAUUUUAUGCUAAAUCUUUAAGCCCUUCGUGGUCUUCGUGCGGUGAUAAAAUUUUGAUUCCUCAAAUAGUCCUACCAUUAAGAACCAAUGCAUCAAUGCGCCCUGCUUGCCUAUUUUACUCUGUCCAACACCAGACAAUUGUAUUAUUUUUAUUAACAGGUGCGUUCUGUGCUGGGUGAGCAUGUUCUAUCAGCUGCUUUUGAAGGAUACAACAGUUGUGUAUUUGCGUAUGGUCAAAGUGGGACUGGAAAGACAUAUGCAAUGUUUGGAAACGAGGAGAGAGAGGGGUUAAUUCAACAAGUAAAUGAGGAAGUUUUUAACAAAGCUGCAUCAAGUGACCCAGACACAUCUUACAGAGCAGAGAUAAGGUAUAUAUCAACCAGUGAGCUCCAUGUAUACCUGGACAAAGAACUCGAGCCCGAAUACACGUAGUAAAACCACCAUCGUGUUAACCGCGCACAAAAACAAUAGAAAGGGACUGGAACUGACGUCCAAUAGCUCCUUGAAUUUCCGCCAUCUUGGCAAGGAGUGUGUCGGAAUUUCGUAUUUUGAUAUCGAUUUAAUGAGAUUUAAAGAAUAACACCGUGGUUUUAUGAACUGAUGACUUGGUUAGCGAUUCGGUCCUAUACUUAGCUAAGUGAGGAAAAUGGUAUGAAAGCUGUUUACGACCUUCAGAGCUUUUUUUGUUAAUGGCCGCCAUCUUGCCUUCACUUUUCUCAUAGGCCGAAUGACUGAAAUUUGUCAAUUGAAAUUCCUCUCGACUUCGUAAUAUUGUACAUUUAUCAAAUGAAUUUCUUUAUUACAAUUAAUUGAUACUCAAAUUUCGUAUACAAGUAAGAUAAUUACAAUGCAAUGCAAUACACUAUGCUUUGAGUAAUUAGCGUUUAGUGUCCGAUAAUGCCCGACCAAAACUUGCGUUGCUCAUACUUUCAGAAUUAUAUCGAACUCUGUGUAACAUAGCUCAUGGUAUCGCGUGCUUUUUUUAUCGUUUUUAUCCCAAAUAGUUCUUACCCCAAAUCGACAAAAAACCGUGGCGCGGGCCUUAACAUGUAAAAUUGCGUUGCAAGUUGCAGCAAUAAUUGCUUCGUAUAACAUGGUCUUAAUGUAGAAUUUGUUAUUUUAGUUUCCUGGAAAUUUACAACGAAUGUGUUAAUGACUUGUUAGCCAGAAAUAACAGCCAGAAUAAUGUUAUGACAAGAAAUAAUUCCUUGCAAGGUAAACUGUGCCAUUUUAAUUUCAAUAUUUAGAGUCUUUGAGUAUUUCAAUAUUUGACUAUUUUGAGUAUUUUCACUUAUAGUAUUCAAACUUCAGUAGUGAAAUUUAUAUUUGAUUACAGUACCACUACCUAAAUACGCAUACGAUUGGUUAAUCGAACAGAUAAACCCAUCUGAUUGGUCAAUGGUCCAUUAAUGCUAGCGGUAGUGGUAAUGGAAGACGAAUCUAAACCUCACUACACAUUUCGUUUAGUACACGAUGAUCCUGAAAGAGGAGCGUACGUAGAAAAGUUGACGAAACAAAUUGUAACAAAUCCAGAUGAAAUUAAGAAAAUGAUAGAGAAAGGCAUGAAAAACAGGUAAACUAUCUACAUCGCAUGAGAGUUUGCAUUACCACCUAAGGCCUUUACGGACUCCCCUCAGCUUCAGUACAGACACUUCUCUGGUAGGAGGAACAUACCGCAAAGAUCGUAUCAUUUGUUUAAUUAAUGGAUUUUUCAAAACUUUGCAGAAUUGCAUUACAAUCUUCAGAUGGUUUAUCACGACGUUCUCAUACUGUCUUUAUGCUGCAAUUCACUCAGGUAAUAUAAAAUACGGUACCGCCUUAACUACAGUAAGGUAAGGUACACAGUACACUAAUUUUUUGUCAAUGUAUGACAGCAGGGAUUUUUUCAGGGAUUUUUCAAAAACUCAAUCUUGAAUUGAGUUUUGAAACUCAAUCUUCUCACCAAAGUUUCAGUGCAGUAAAAAUGAAGUUGUUUGAGUUAAAUUCGUGACGUGUGGAAAUUAGUUUUCAGUUGGAAACCCGACAAUUAAAAGAAAUGGCUGGAAUUCAUCUCACAACACAAGAAAAACCAUCAUUCGCCAUCUUUAACCAGUUUAUAGUGUCCCUUAGUGGCCCCUGCUUUAACACAUUCCGUCUCAACUACAUUUAUUGAGUACAGGUGUCAGCCCCCGGUAGGGGGGGGGCCACCCCGGCUGUUCAGCUAAACUCAAUCUUCUCUGCAAAAACGGACCCAAGAGAAAAUCGGGGAAAAAACCCUGGACAGUUUCAAAAAUACACCGUUCGUGUUGUCCAAAUCCAUAUAGAAUAAUGCUUGCAACAGUCCUUACAAAGUUUGUCUGAAAAGGUUGCAUUUUUAUGGCUUUUACAGGUAACUACUGUACAGUAGGUACAUGUAUAAUUAUAACUGGCUGUUAUCGAUCUUCAACGUGCUUUCCAUCGACGAUGAGACCUUAUGAAGAGUGAAGUCAAUUCGAGCGAGACUUUGAGCAAGUCUAUAUUCUAUAAGAGACCUAUAUAUGAACUGAACAUUUUCACCACGUUUUCUAUUCCUUUAUUUUCAAAAUUUCAGGCUAAAAUGGCAGAUGGUGUUCCUUCGGAGAAAGUUAGCACAUUAAGUUUUGUUGACCUGGCUGGAACUGAUAGACGUCAUGCCAAGGUAAGCACUCUUUUGUAUAAUUGACUGCAGGAGAUACCGUAGUAUAGAUCGAAAUUUACAUUUGUUUCUAUACAGCCGGACUUUCAAAUUUACUAUCCUGUCUGAAGAUCCACUAUUCUUUAAUUUAUCUAUAUGAGAGCACAGAGUACUGUAUGUACUGUAUAGACUAUAUAUGUUUCGUGUCUAUUCUGUGUCUGAGAGCCUGGUUACUGACAGCAGUAGAUUCAAGACAUAUCUUAUAAUCAGUGAAGUUACGGUUAUUUUCAAAGCAUUGUCAAUUUCUAAAUAUUUUACGCUGUUUGUUGCAAUUUUUCAACAGUAUUUUAUAUAACAACAGCAACUGCGACAUAAAAAUCCCUCUUCAUGUUAUUUAUAUUCACAGGACGAUCGAACAAUAACCCCAGAUGAAGAUAACGAAGUAGCGGUUGCCAGGUCACUUCAAGUUUUUGGUCAAGUCAUUUCGUCUUUAGCAAGCAAAAACAAACAACUGAAUGGAACCGAACAAGCAGAUAUCGAAAUCCCCUAUAAGGAAUCGGUACGUAAAUAAUUUCAAGUUGUGAUGUUUAUGUAAUGACUCGGCUAAAAGCAAGUUCAAUUAUAAAAUAUUUUACACUUCGGAUGUUUUUGAAAAUUGUGUUAUUAUAACAGUUUGGAAAAAUUUGAAUGCAUUCGCAGCAUUAAAAAUAAAUAUACUGUAGUUUUACAAUUCAUGACGUCAUAAGAUAUCUCUUCGGGAUGUUUUAAAAACUUGAAAACCCUUUUAACAUACAGUACAAAAUGGUUCCCACUGUCAUGUCGCAUUUCUAUUCUAGUUUAAUUAUAAAGUGUCUAUAUGACACAAAAACAGUUCAUUUUCUUAAUUAAACGAAAGUACUGUACUCUUUUAUACAAGUAACCUGCUUUAUAGAUUUUCAUCGUUGAAAUAUUUUAUUUCAUCUUGACGCGUACAUGAUUAAGGAUGCAUCGUGCAUGCUUGGAACAAGCAGCAUGUAUUUAUUAUUGAUAAUAAAGAUAAGUUAGAUAACAAACCUUCACUAAUAUCUCAUUAUAUGCAAAUGACGUCAAUAUGACGUCAAGUUGGUUGAAUUGUUUUUGCAAAGAGUAUGAAAUAUCUCAACGAAACAUGGAACUAAACAUGUGAAAUACCGCGAAGCUUAAACUCUCUAAUCUUUAUAUUUGCUACCACAACAAUUUUUAAUGUUGACAGCAAAACAAAAACUCACGGCAAAUUAAAAACUCGCGGCAAAAUAAAACUCACGGCAAAAUAAAAACAAAUAUAAAGAUUAUCCGCUCAACAAAUUUUGUUUGCAGUUAAUUUGAAUUUUAUGUUAACGUUAUUUUAGAAACAUUUGCCGUGAUACUUGUGGUAAGCGGUAAUAUAGCGUAACAAUCAAUUAGGAGUAUGUUGUUUCUAAUUUUCGAACGAUGUGUGCCAGCGUAAAGGCGGUUUUCCACUAGGCGAAAUUUUUCGACCGAACCGAAAUUUCUAUUGUUCAAAUUAUUUCUGUUUAGUUCCAUCUCAGUGCUUGUAAGACAAAAGAAAAUUUCGAUUCGGUCGAAAAAUUUCGUCUAGUGGAAAACAGGUUAUAGGUACUGUAGUAAUAAAAACACCAGAGAAAUGCAAAGAAAUACAGCUGGAUAUGGUUUCAACUACUUCGACGUUUCGAGCGAAGGCCCUUCGUAGGGAACUACUGUAGUUAGUGACGAAGGGUCUUCGCUCGAAACGCAGAAGUUUAUCCAUCUCGACCAUCUGCAUUUCUCUGUUGUUUCUAAUUUGAAUGAAUUGAUGUAUUAAAUCGCAACUGAAUGAUAGGUUUUCCCUCUUUAUAAAAAAUACUUUCAAUCAUCAUUUAAACUCACAAUAGAACGAUUUACGAAUGGUGAAUAUUAAUUUGUACAAACCCAUUUGAAUUUAGACUUUCAGUUACAUUGGUUGUACAACUAUAGAAUUUAGGCAAACAUGACAGUACUUUAAUUAAGUGUUCUUGAAACUUCUUGUAUAGGCUCUGACCUUGUUGUUAAAAGACUGUCUUGGAGGCAAUUGUAAAACGAUAAUGUUGGCUACAGUCUCAUCAGCGGAUAUCCACUAUAAUAAGACAAUUAGCACUUUAAGAUAUGCUAACCACACCAAGAACAUCAUGAAUAAACCAUCGGUGAAUGAGGUAUAGUUGAAGGUUUCACGAUAUACAUGUAAGACGAUACAGUGUAUAUUGUCUUUCGAGACAUUUUAUACACUUUACUCAUUAGUUUUUUCUCCUUUCAAACGUUAACAUAUAUUUCUAGAACUUUCUUUGCCAUGCAGUGUAGGUAGUGCCAAUCAAGUGAACAAACUUCCGUUGGUAGGGAUCAACUACCUGAAAAGUAUAAGGAGAAUUUCGACGUCGAAAUUCUCCCUAUAUUUUUAAGGUAUAUAGCAACGAAAGCUUGUCAAAAUGUUUCGCCACUUUGCCCUACAUAUAUUUUGUGUACAUGUUUUUUCAUGGCUGGAGCGAUAUUUCUCCUAAUAUAUAGAACAGUCUGUAUACCAUGCAAUGACAGUGUAGGUACUGUAGCGACGAUAAUCACAACUUCGAAUUUUCCAGCGACCCUUCACCAAUUUUUUUCCUCAAGCUUUUAUUUAUUUUAGUGCGUUUCUUCAAAUUGAUUUCAUGUCCCUCUUGUAUGACUAAGUGCUACAGUACUUGUGCUUCGUGAUAUUCAACAUGACCGCCACAUGUUUUGCAUUGAGUGUGUUACACUGAACAGACCUGAUAUUCUAUAAGACCCUGCCUCGUACCCAGGCGUCUCUUUGUAAAAAAACAGUGAUGCGCAUAUGACGAGUUUACAUGAAGUAUUGUAGUGGGGAGAGAUGGCGAAGGGGCUGAUGGGAAGAGUGCACUUGAACUGCGAGACGUCUGGCAGUUCUUGAUCGAUUUUCUGCAAGAAAGUCGAUUUCUUGCAAGUUGUGCUAUUUCGUUGUCGUUUACGAUUUUUUGCUACUUGUUUUUGUUGAAUUGACUAAUGUUAAUAUUCUUCUGUCAUCCGGGCGUGAAUUCAUGCUGUUAUUCAUUAAAGUCCAUGGAAAUUCCAAUAUUAACAUGUCAACAACCGAACCGUUGAAGAACUAGACUUGCAGGAACUAGAUUUGUAAGCUAUAACUAUGUAAAGGUACAGACUAUAAAAUUGCUCUGUUGUAAUAAAUAUUUCAAACUUUACGGCUGUGAACUUUUAUUUACUUGGGCUUUUGUUUACAGUAUACAUUUAAUAGAAAUUGCCAUUGGCAUUGUGAUCGACUGAUUGAGCUUUCAGCUAAAGAAGUUAAAUUAAUACAAAAGCAAUUAUAUGACUUUCUAAUCAUUUCUCUGUUACUGUUUCAUGCUAAGCAACUGAUAGCAUUCUGUUAUUCUCCAUGUAAUACCGAAUGACAUAUUCGAAAUAUUCGCACGGUUAACUUGCCAUGUUAUUUACUCAUAAUGUUUCACGCAUUUUGCAUGUCGUCGAACAUCUACAAAUAUAUUAUUAUUUGCCAAUGGCGUUCAAUUCAACUCUUCAUCACAAAGUAAGGUUUUACACACAGAGUAUAUGACGAUAUGGUAACUUUUUGUAUUAAAUUCCAUGUUUUCCCGCCAUGACAGUAUACAAGAACUGCCAGGCGCUCCCCAGCACGCACCCUUCCCAACAGCCGCCAGCCGCGCGUCUGCUUCCUACCUGAAUACUUCAUGUAAGCGCCUGGGUACGAGGCAGCUAUAAGACCUAUAACAGCUACAGCUUGAUGUAUCCGAAUAAUGAUCUCUGAGACAAUCAUUUAAAACAUGCAGAAUUUCUUCAAAACUCAGAAACGCUUACACCUCAUGCCAUUGCUUCUCUGUGAGAUUAUUUAAAAAGUUGCGAAGAAUUGAAAACUAAAAUCCGAAAUACAUGUAUGUGUUUGGACAACUGGCAAACGGCAAACUGCCGGCAAACAACAAUUCAACAAAAUUUAACGUUGAAGAAAAUGUAAAGGUUUAAUUUAUAUAACUUGCAAGGGUGAUUUAUUUUAAAAAUCGCCAAGCCAUUUUUCUAUGGUACAUGCACGUAUACAGUACACAUGCAAAUACACGUCUUAUCGUCAGCUGAUCAAUUUCAUAUGAAUUCGACAGCAUACAGCUUCAUAUUCUUUAGGCAAACCAGAUUAUAUCCUUUAACUCACAGUCUAGUUUGAUCGUUGAGUCGUUGCAUUUCCAUCCAAAGUUUUUCUUGGCGCGGAUGUGAUGAACCAGCCUGCUAUUCCAUAGAAAAGACCGCUUCAAGUCCCAACAGGAAAACCGUACUUGUCUUUUGCGUCAUUGAUAAUAUUGCAUGUGCUUGUCUUCCUUUCAAAAUAUCACAUCUGCUACCUUGAAAAUUGUUUGAAAUGUGCUAUGGGUCUUCCAUUUCCUCACAAUGAAUCAAAAUCUUUAUUAAACCUUUUGUACGCAUUUAAUUAUUUCAGGAAGCAAAUGUGAAAUUGAUUAAAGAACUUCAAGAUGAAAUUUCAGGAUUAAAAUCGCAAAUGGAACAGGUACAGUACUGUAUGUUUAAAUAUGAAUUUCAUACAGCAUGCUCAGAUUUGUUCCCGAGAGAGUGAUUUGCUGGGGUACCUUAGCCAGUUGGGCUGGACAAUUUCAGAGCAAAUUUCAUAAUUGGUUUUGAGUUCAUCCCGAUUAUAUUUAAAUCUAAAGUUUCUGUUUCUUAUUCGGAAACCAUUUUCAAAGACUGUCAGCAAGUUUAUAAAAUUCAUCCUGCGUCAGCAGCGAAAAUACGUGCGCGUGAUCAUGUUCGUGAUCACACGUAUGCGUUAAUGCGCAAGUUCUUAGCAUAUCUCAAAUCAUCAAUAAUUCAUGAGUAAAUUAGCCAACUAUAUAUAUUGCUUUAUUUUGCUCACAAGCCUCACAUGAUAACACUGGAUACCUGGUAAGUAAAUUAAUUCACUCCUUGAACUGGAUCAAAAUUAAUUUACCUCGCUUAAGUAGUGAUUUAUUCGUGUGAAAUAUCAUUCCAAAUCCUCUAAUUCGGACUGGUCAUUGAUAUCACACUAUCUGUUAACUUUUGCUGUUAUAUUCAAAUCAGGAAGGAAAAGACAUAAAGUCGGAGAAAAAGCUGAAAGACAAUGAAAAGCUUAUAAGGCGUCUCACUGGAAUAUGGGAAGAAAAAUGGCUGAAGACAAAAGAAAUCAUUAAGGUAAAAUUGCAAUUAAGGGGUUUAAGAUGCUACGGGGAAAUUUUUUUGGUAAUCUAAUUGCCGCCAUUUGUAAUUUGUGAGAGUAUAGGCAAGAAAGAGUUUCCAUGGGAAUUUUCUCAACUCUCGUGCCCCCGUCGACGAGAAUGAUUUUUGAUUUGGGGUUACCACGCGCGUUGCGAAAACACUCAUCAACUCUCAUUAAAAUGAAUUUGAACCAGCUCAAAGUUGAGGAAAGUUGACGAGACUCACGAGAGUUGAUGAAAGUUUGCGGUCAAGCGCGAGCGAGAAUUGCAACUCUUAUCAACUCUCAUCUUCGUUUGAUAUCGGGGACAUUACUGAUCAAAAUAUAAAGUUGUAAAUGUAAAAGAUAAAAUAAAUCUUUAACAUAUCUAUUUUUCAGGAUCAAGCUCUUGAAGUGACUGCGUUGGGACAAGGAUUAAAAUUCGAAACUGAUGAACCUCAUUUUAUAACAUUGGGUGGAGGAAGAUUGAGCGUUGGUGUGACAAUGUGUCCAGUCAAACUAGGUAUGCAAAACUACACUGUUUUUUGUCUUAUUGUUAUCUCGUCUAUUACCUACUUUAAAGCCUGGUUUCCAUAUAGUCGUAAUGGUCGUAAAAAUAGAGUCACAACGGCAAGUUUAUAAUACUUAUAUACUUAAAGUAUUAUAAUACUUAUAAUACUUUAUAAUACUUUCACAAUGGCCAGUUUAUAAUAAUUCAUACCUGUAAACCACAUAUAAAUCAUAAGUAUUCUCUUGUUAUAAUCAUGUGCCAAGUGUGUACAUACAACCAACAACGAGCUGAGAAUGAUUUGAGAUUGAUCUAAACUGGAUCACCAUUAAUGGUGGUUAAUAUUUUGUGCAAGUGUGGAGUGUCGUCCACAAAAAAUCCCAGGAACCGGCCUCGGAUCGGUUUGAGAUCCCUCUAAUUUAGGUUUCGUUACACUUGUACUGUAUCGGAUAGCUUUUCGUAGCGACAUGAAUCCGUACCUUUUAGGAACGAUAUCUUUAGAGGAAUUAUUGCGACGGAGAGAUGUUGUUUCGCUCUGCUUCUGAAAGUUGUACAUUCUGUAUCGGAUAGGUGCUUUUUCGCGCCUCUACGAAAAGCUAUCCAGUAUAGAGGUUUGCACAUGACGUCACAGCCGCCAUAUUGGUCAUCAAAAGAAUUUUAAUUAGACUCUUUUGUCUGGAACACCAACAUGGCCGCCAUGGCUUUUGUUGAGUUGGUUCCUGCGGAAUGAGUGCAAACACUCUACUGUACAGUAGUGUACAGUAUAUUAAAAAUAGAGACCUUUAGAAUUUAAAAUAUCCUUGUUAAGCACAAGAUGUUCUGCUCUUGGGAAUUUAAAAUAGCUUCUACACUGUAGAGCAUAAAGGAGAAUAAAUACACAAAAAUGUCAAAUUACAAAUUAGUCAUAUCAGUUCGAAUAAAAUGUUUAACUGACCACAGAGCAACGAGUUUUUGCUGUUUUACGCCCUGACGACCCUGCGUUAAAUUGAUCAGCACAUAUCAUAUCAUAUGCUGAACGAAACCAAAAACUUUUAAAUAACUUGACAUGCAUAAAAUUCGAUUCAAUUGUGAUUACGCACCCAUGAGUUGAGUAUACUGUACAGCGAGUGUCCUGAAAAAAGGACACCUUUUGAAAUUUUACCUAUUGUAAUAAUUUGAAUGCCUUACUCCUUAACAUAUUAUGUUGAACCCAUGGUGUGUUAUUGUGUUAAAUUAUACGCUCAACGUACAUACUAACUCAAAGUACUGUACAUGCAUAAAAUUCGAUUCCAAUUAGCCUUUCUCACGAAGACCCAAAUUCGCCAUUUUUAGGGUACUUUUUGAAAACGACGUGAAAAAUCUAAACGCCCUGUCACACUACUGCAAAUCAUACUAGCGUAUGCCAGCGUAUGAAAAAUAUCACUUAUGCGCUGGUAUACGCUGCCAUACACGCUAGGGGUACGUUCGGCAUAGGUUGUAUACGUUUCAAGCACGGUCGCAUACGGUGGCAUACGGCGAAGCGCGGCGAGACAGAAACAUUUUUAAGCAUGCUUAAGGCGUUGUCACACUAUUGCGUAUGAGAGAAACGUAUGAGAAGCGUAUGAAAAUUAAUGAAAUAAUUUUCAUACGCACAAAAUCCUUUGAAAUGCCAGCGUAUGAGUACCGUACAUCUGGCGUACCUCUAGCGUAUUCAGCGUGUGCCUAGAGUAUUCUUAUCGUAUAAAGCAUACGUCCGAUACGCACAAAAUUUUUGAGCAUGCUUAAAAAAAUUUUCUGCCUCGCCGUAUGCCACCGUACGCGACCGUGGUUGAAACGUAUACAACCUAUGCCUAACGUACCCCUAGCGUAUGCCAGCGUAUACCGGCGUAUGAGUGAUAUUUUUCCUACGCUGGCAUACGCUAGUACGAUACGCAAUAAUUUGACAGGUCCUUUAGAAAUUUUGUGCGUAUUCGGACGUAUGGUUUAUACGAUAAGCAUACUCUAGGCACACGCUGAAUACGCUAGACGUACGCCAGAUGUACCAUAGAUAUAGGAGAUCUAGAUUGCUAACGCAUACCUAGCGCAGGCGGGGCCUACAUGAUAAAUCCAAGAUGGCGGUACAACAGGGCAAAAAGACUAUAGAUUCUAUUACGAAAAUCAGGAAUUUUGCAUUUUUUGCCGUCGCAUUGUUUCGAAACUUAUUCGGUCAAAUUUUAUGGUAAAGAGAAACUUACCGCGAAGAUUUUGAGCUGAUAUAUGAUUGAAUUGGAUGAAAAAUCGCAAAAUUAUCCAUCGAUAAAAGUUCGUGUGAAAUGGUCAGUUGGUCAGUUGGAGCGUUUUAUUGCCAGAAAUACUGUGCUAUGUUAACAUCUUGCCUUGUGAAUGGUGUUUUAUACUUGCAUCUCUCAUCAUCAUCUGCUCUGUCCUUAUAAUUAUGAAAAAUGAACUGUUAUGUACCCCCCCCCCUCCUUGCUUGUUAGAGAAGUAAACUGAUGAGAGCACUGGAUGAGGGUCUAUCAUCUAUGGUCUGUUAUAAUUUGCUUUUCAUGCAAAUAGUGAGCAAAAAUUAAAGCAAGACUGUACAAGUUACAUAUAUAGUACUAUAUCACUACUAUACACAAACAUUUAUCGAUGGAUAAUUUUGCGAGUUUUCAUCCAAUUCAAUCAUAUAUAUACUCAAAAUCGUCGCGGUACGUUUCUCUUUACCAUAAAAUUUGACCGAAUAAGUUUCAAAACAAUGCGACGGCAAAAAAUGCAAAAAUCCUGAUUUUCUUAAUAGAAUUUAUAGUCUUUUUGCCCUGUUGUACCGCCAUCUUGGAUUUAUCACGUAGGCCCCGCCUGCGCUAGGUAUGCGUUAGCAAUCUAGAUCUCCUAUAUCUAUGAGAUGUACGGUACUUUAAAGCCGGUUUUCCACUAGCGAUUUUUUUCGCGCGAAGCGAAUUUUGCUAUUGUUUUAGAGCUCUCAGCUGCAACCAUCUGGAACAAAUUGCCCAAUGACAAAGGAAUAAAUUCGCUUCGCGCGAAAAAAAUCGCGAAUUUUGUCGCGCGAAGCGAAUUUUGCUAUUGUUUUAGAGCUCUCAGCUGCAACCAUCUGGAACAAAUUGCCCAAAGACAAAGGAAUAAAUUCGCUGCGCGCGAAAAAAAUCGCUAGUGGAAAACCGGCUUUACGCUGGCAUUUCAAGGGAUUUUGUAAUUAUCUGCGUAUGAAAAUUAACGCUUCUCACACGCGUUUUCAUACGCAAUAGUGUGACAGGGCCUUAGCGUUGUGAAAACAUUUUUUAAAAAUAUUCAGUAUAGUAAUAAGGCAUUCAAAUUCCAACAAAGGCUUGAUUUCAAAAGGUAUACUUUUUUUGAGACACCUGGCUAUAAUGUAAACGUAGCCUUGGUGUGCUAAGUGUGAUAAAAUAGCACAACUGUCAAAAUUACUGCACACGCGAGUGCAUGCAUAAAGCAAAAUUUAUGCAUUUAUUUAUUGCACAACAACAGUAACAUGAUCUAUUAGCAAUUCGAUUUCAAUUCCCAGGGGCCUAAAAUCUUUUAUGCUUAAGAAUUGUAAAGUGAUUUCUUAGGAAAUUCCGAGGUUGCACCCUGUAUGCAGAUUAGUCUCAGCAUUAGGAAAGGCAAAGACCAAAACAAAGAGGUAGACUUCAGCAUGCGUCAUAAGCACAAGAAUUUCCCUUUGAACUAACACAUCACAAAUAUGUCAAAACAACGAGUGACUAGAUGAACGGAGGACAAUGGGAUUUUCAAAACAAUGAAAAGGAAAUAUCCGAUGAAAAUUUCCGAUUAUUUUUACGGUACAGUACAUGUGGACACGAUUUUUGUACAUGUAUUCGUGUCAUUUUUGUCACUCUGCAGACGUUUAUUAAGUGAUGGAUGCAAAUAAGUUUGAACACUUAAGUAUAAUUUAACAGAUAGUUGAGGAUGUCCGUUGUAAUCUGAAGUAAGCCAUGGAUGAAAUAUUGUCUUUGUUUUCGUCGCCAGGUAAAACAGUGAUCGGUUUAACAACCAGCGAUUCCAAGCCUGACAUCGCGUUGAAUGGUAAAGGUAUCGAAAGGUAAGCGGAAGGGGUUUGUCCGUACGUGUCUGUGUCGGUGAGGUUUUGUUUACAAACUUGUUAUUCUGUUUAACAUCCAUAACGUCUCGCUGUCGACGACAAUUAACGAUAACAAUUCAGUCUAGAAUCGCUGAAUGUUGUCCAAAACUUUAAAUCGGUAAGCACUGUGGUUUUGAUAGCGGUGUUCAAAAGUAAAACUGGCCCUUUAAAGGCCCAGCAUGUUGACGUGAGAUCAAAUCGGAGAAGAUUUUAGUUUCUUUUGCGUAUUUUUAACCCAGCUGUGCCCUCUCUCCGCCAACUCUCCGCCAACUUUGAGCUGCAUGGUUUAAAAUUUGAUGAGAGUUCACAAGAGUUUUGCUCGUUUCACUAUUAAUAUCAGGUCAACUCUUAUCAACACUUGUGUAAGUAACACUUGGUCUCGUUUGAGAACAAAAGUCUCAUGCAAACUCUCGCUUUCGAACUCUGGACCUAUAUAUACUGUAACUUGCGGAAGACGUUGGGUACAUAGUGCUUUUCCGGCUGAUAAUUUCAGCAAAAAUAAAACAAAAGUUAUUCCGAAUAAGGAGUGCAUAAUAUUAACACCCAAUUUAUAAAAACUGUAUAUUUCGAAUCAAAUCUGAUUCAUCUUCAGCAGUGUUUUGCAAGAUAUGUCGUUAUCACAGCUAGACUAGUAGAUACAAUUUUUUUUAUUUAGUAGCAACUAGUGUACCCACUAGUGCUUGUUCUUUCCCUAAAUAACCGGCUGCUUCUGUAGGUUCAGUCUGGCUAGCAGUAGCUGGCUGUAUGCAAAUCGACUUUAUCUCUGUUUCGGGUCUAAACUGCCUGGUUUAUAUAUCUGGUCGUAGCUGUUUAAUGUUAGUGGCCGGUUCACAAUAUAUACUGUAUAUAUAUACAGUAAAACCUUUUACAGACAAGCAAGUUUUCUGCCGAUUGCAAACGUGUACGUGAGAACCAUGUUUUCUGGUCACCACAAUAACUUGGUAAAAUUUUCUUUGUUGACCCACAUAAUACGGUAUACCAAGACGAGCAUAAAGUGUACUAUAAUGUCUAUAUGUGAUUGUAAUUCGAAAAAUCAUGACUAUAUCAAAUGCUGCAAAUGUCAGUUUCUGAAGUUUCAAAUUAUAUCACUAAUUUUUGGUACUCAAAUAUAUGCUAAGCAAAUUGUAAAUACAGCCUAUGGGGCUUUCGUGCUUGCAAAAAUCACUGUUGAAACUUCUGCAGAAGAUUAGUCAGAUAUUUAGGUUGGGGGUUUAGUAUUUUUGUACAAGUGGAUAUAACAAAUCCUACAAGUUGACUGGUCAUGCAAAUUUGACGUAUUAAGCUGUUUUUUUAAUUUUGCAAAUUUAAGCCGAAAUUUGCAAAAUGGCGGCUAACUGUUUUUAGAAGUUACUAAUACAGAAAUAGUUUAGUCCCAAAAAACACAAAAGACUUGUGUAAAAUACUAAAACAAUAUCCCCCAAUCAUCACCUUGCCUUCGGCGAGUAAUUGUUAAAUAAUUCAAGACAAAUAUUGCCUAGAUAAAAUUUAUCAUCAGUAGCCUCCCUCUUUUUCUAAAUUUGCCGGUGAAUAAAUUGCCAUCAAAUAUGGCCGCUAUAAGCCUGAUUAUGUGGUCUAUAAAAUUUUAUAAAACUACUUCGAAAAGGUUUUGGAAGCUAUAUUUCACAAGUCACAUAGGCGAAGAUAUUUGCUUUGUAGUCUAACUGAACUUAAACAGCAAACGAUAAGACUGGUGAUGAAUUUGACUGAUUUAUAAAUCUCAUCUCAUUAAAAUAUUCUGGCUUCAAAAUCGGAUUACUGGAUUCAAUAGGAUGCUUUAUCCAGUCUUAUUUCAGAUCAGAGUCUAUCGCUCAUAUUCGACGAGAGUGAGUGGAAUAAUUGGGGUUUUUUUUUAGUAACUGUUUUAUUACAACUUGCCGUUUUCUCGUUCGCAAGAUGUCGGAAAUUCAGUUCGAGCCGCUAUUUUAUUUUCUUUACUAGCAGCCAGGAUAUUCUCGAUGUGAGCUAAUAUCCUGCUAGUAGAGAACCAAACAAAAUUGCAAAAUACCUUAUAUCCAGAUCGACCUUGUGUAUAUAAUAAUAGAAUGUUAUUCAUUAUUGACAAAAAACUUUGUCUCAAUCUUGUUAACAACGCCAAAAUAACUUUUGGUGAUAUACCAUGACACAAGCUCAGCAUUGAGUUGGGGGAGCGGGGGCUUAAGAAGGGCAACAUCAUUCAACAUGGAGUUUAGCGAAUUUUGUAUGGGGUCUCAACCUGUCAUGCCCACGAUUUUAGCCUAUUCGUUUUUGAACAAGUGUGCUUACUAGUCAUAGAAAAAAUUGGCAAAGUACACAUUUGGUUCGUUCAUAUGGGUCGACAAAGAAAAUUUGGCAAAAUAAUCUGUUCUGUUGUUGUACAGUAAUACUGACAAGCAUAUGUCAAUGUCAGUUCAUGUAGGCAAGAUGUGCAGUAAAGCAUUCAGAGGACUUUAUAAAAUACGACAAGUUAGAAAAUUUUUAUCUACUAAUACAACGAAAACUUUGAUACAUGCUUUCGUGACAUCACACAUGGACUAUUGUAAUGCUCUGUUGGCUGGCAUACCUCAGUAUCAAGUCCAGCGAAUGCAGAGAGUUCUUAAUGCCGCUGCUAGACAAAUCUACCACUGUCCAAGAUUUUCUCGCAUCACCCCAGUUUUGAGAUCACUUCACUGGCUACCGGUAAAAUUCCGGGUGGAAUUCAAAAUUGCUUUACCGGUUUACAAGGCUCUUAAUAACAUUGCUCCUAUCUAUAUCUCUGAAAUGCUUAUACCAAAACAAUCAAGUGAUCGCUGGACAUUACGAUUGGAUGGUGGUCAAGGUCUAUUAUACAUCCCGAAAACAAACUGUAAGACUCUAGGAGAUCGGGCUUUCGCACAUGCUGCUCCACAAUUAUGGAAUUCUCUGCCUCUGGAUGUCAGGAACUGUGAAAACAUUUCUGUGUUUAAGAAACGCUUGAAAACAUUUCUUUUCAAUAAGGCUUAUAACCCUUUAUAGGUUGAGACCAUAUUGGAUUCUUCAUUCUUAUUAUAGAUACAUACAUUAGUGUAUAUUCUAAUUGCAUACAAUACCAUGUUUUAUAUAGCAUAUUUAAUUCUUAAUAUAUUUAGAUUUUUAUAAUGUACAGCGCUUCGAGUAUAUAAUAUAACAUAUGCGCUUUAUUUAAAUGAAUAAAUUAUUAUUAUUAUUAUUAUAAUAGUUUAUUAUACAUGUACUGUAGCUAAUCGUGGCAGUCAGAAAACAAAAAGCUUGUCAUAGGAAAUUUGUUGUAUACGUACAUGCACACGUGCAAUUGACAAAGAAUACUUGUCACAUGAAAACUUAUCAUAGAAAACAUGCUCGUCUGUAACUGACUUUAAGCCGAACAUGGAUUUCUAUCAGACAGUUUGUCCAGUUUUCUUCCGUGUUACCAAAUCACUUGGUGACGUCAUGAAGAAGGUCGACUUCUACACAACUACAUUUCGUCUUGACAAUGAAUAUGUUUUAUUUAGAGAACAUUGCAUAGCGGAGUACGAUGGUGAAACAGUGAUGUUGUAUCCUAAAGCCAAUCUGUGUUCAAUUGACGGAGUUCCAAUCACCGAACCAACGAAACUACCACAAGGUACAUGUCAUUGAUGCGGUCCUAUAUAUAAACUCGAACGGUGGGUGCCAGUCUAGGUAGCGAAGAAUACAAAUUGCGGACGCUUGUAGAUGAUAUAACUACCUGAAAAAUAUAAACGGAACUUCGACCUUUUGAGCAAAGGCCUUUCUUCUGGAAGUUAGCACCCACCCAUGGUAUUGCAGUUGAUUUCACAUAACUUUUCCCUAAAUGUUGCAAAGUUCGUUCCAAAUUUCGUUGCGAAGUUCAAAAGUUCAUAAUCAUAUUCACAAACCGUUUGUAAACAAUGUAUUUGAUUGGCUUCUUUUAGUUCGGGAGCCAAUCAGAGGCUUUGUUUACAAUCGAAUUAAACGAAGUUUCAGAACGAAGUUUCAGAACGAAGUUUCAGACAGGCUUGUAACAUUUAGCGAAAAGUUGUGAAAUCAACUGUAACGAGGUUUUCCCCCUAUGUUCAGCUUCAUCUGUCCCGUUUACACUUGCAAUUUUUGCUGCGAUUUCUACUGCGAUUUUCUGAUGCAUGUGAACGAGCAGAUGAAUUAUGAACGUUCUGGGUAUACUGCAUGUACCAUAAUCUGAACAUUUAUAAUUCAUCCACUCGUUCGCAUGCAUCAGAAGAAGAAAAUCUAACCUAGAAUGCAAAAAUUGCUAUUAUGCCCGACAUCAGUUGGCUACAAAUUGGCCCAGUAGAAGUGUUUUCAACCAGAAAUCCGUUGUCGUUGUACAUGCUUCAGGUCCCUAAUAAUACAGCUACGGCGAACGAUAUUUUAUUAUGGUGCAAACGAAGAUAGGAGGAAUCGAUAAUGCUUAACAAAUAAGACAUGAUCAUACAUGCAUGUUCUUUUCCUCCCUUUCUUUCUUUCUGAAUAAAUGACAUGAUUAUACUGUAUAUGAUCUGGAAUACUUCCAAUGUGCAUCACGUUUCAAAUUUCAGUUGUCCUCUCGCCCUUUUAUCGCUGUUAUCCAACCAUGUGUACUGUGAAAAACGAGUUGUCCCGAGACACACUGCUAAAAUUAUCAUCGAAAAUAUUUUACAGUACUAUAACACACAGCAAAAUUCUAAACUUUCUUAUCAGAGAUUGGAAAAGUCUUUUGCCGUGAAAUUUGUCUAAAGCAAAGGAGAUUUUGUACAAUUUUUACCAAUAUUUUUAGGUUGUAUGGUCUGUCUGGGGAAGUCGAACUACUUUCGCUUCAAUCAUCCUAAAGAAGCGAAACGAAUUCGUGAAAAUAAUCCAGGAAAUAGAUUUUCUAUCAUGCCUGACAAGUACUAUCCGGGUAAGUACAGGGAGUUGCCAGGUUGGCACAGCAAUAACUUUCCUGUCACAGGGCGUAUAAAAAAAUUAUUCAACUUUGGCAUGUUAGUGUACGUUAAAUAUUAUUUUAUAUUUAUUUUCUCACACUAAUAAAGAACAUGCUUUUAUAGCUGCCACUUACCUUUUGGAUCAAUGCGAUCAAAAAAUGGCCCAAUACAAUCGAUUUAAAGUAGCUGGUCGAAAUUCCACCUUUGGGAAUGAAAGUUCUUCCAAUUUUCAAACAUCUGAACAAAUGGUGAUUGCGAUUGCCUGUAUGGGAAACUAUACUUGUGCAGUUCACAAACUUCCAGUUUCGUAAAGUGUUUUAACCGCUAAAUUUCGUUGUUAAGUAGUGAGUCACUGUAAAUCGUCUGCAAAUUCACCAAGACUUGAUAAUUAGCCCAUACGUUGCUCUAUGUUUAUUCAAGUUCUUAAAUUUGUUUUCGGAAAUGUGAAUUAUUUCAAUAUUCGAACAAUAUCUUUGCAAUUCCCAAAGAUGAACGUUGGGAAAAUGCGAUUUUGACUUUAAAUCGUUUCGUAUGAUACACAAAAUACGUGUCAUUUCACAGCUACUGUAAAAGCCUUUUAUAUAAUAACUACAGUGAAACACGCAUUUUGAUUGGUCAACAGCCGUGCAGGAUCAGACAAUCCUGCACCGGAAAUUCUGAACAGAAAUUCUUGCACAUAAUUUUACAAAUAUACUCGCAUUGUAAAGUUUUAUUGUACCAUACCUUUCGACUUUGAAGUAAGUUUGCAAUUAUUGAAUCGUUGGUUUAGUUGUAUGAAUAAAUUUCUGAUCGAUACAUUGCUGUUCAGCAAGUAGCAACGCGGAGCGUUGAAAUUUAUCAGACCAUGGCAAGUACAACAUCUCUCGCUUCGAAGUUCAAACGCUUCGCAAUCUUCAAGUAUUCAGGUCGAGAAUCUUUAAAACUACUUUGGCUCUCUGUUUAGCGGGUUUUCCAUUUCAAAUGUCGUAUAUUUUAUCGAAAAAGUCUCUGUAUUUUCGCUGUAUAUUUUCGCGAAUUUGCGAUCAAAUUCUGUUCACAUUUGUUGUUGUUUUCAAUAGCGUGGAGUAGCGAUUCUCCGAUUGGUUAAUUCACGAUUGUUGUGAGAACUGCACAUUUCAUCAGUAAUUUUAAUCAAGUUAACCGUCGUUCCACUGUAGUAAUUUUAUAAAACAAUUACUAAAUGGUUUUCCCGUGCAGGAUAGCAUGAUCCAUGCACUUGAGAUGUUGUUUCCGAAAGUCUCGCAACAUCCCGCGUGCAUGGAUCACGCAAUCCUGCACGGAAAACAUUCGGUAUUCCUUUAGUCUUUAUUAGUAUAAAAAUAUUAAUAUAAAACUAUAAAUCGAACACAGGUAUUGAGACACUCUGUAUAGAUGUCAUGCACAAGAUUUCUCUCGAUUUUACUAUGCACAGAUCAAUUGAAGUAUACAACUGCCGGCGAGUUAGGGAUUUGUAGUUAACCUCUGUCAGAUUUUCAGAAUUAAUGCAUCUGAUGUCGCAGAUUUCGCUAUUGUUUCCUACGUACAGUAUCUGUGUCGCAGCCCAUUAUCUACUUUGGGUAGAUUAAGAUUUUAAGAUUCACGUUUAACGGCAACUGGAACUAUCAUUCCCAACUACUCAUUUUUUUCUAUAUUGCCUUACAACUUUAAACAUGGCUUUGACGUUUGACGUUUGACGAACAAACAUGGAGCUUCCCUUUGUGCACUUAUAUGCGGGUUAAUAGAGUACAUAUUGUAGAACGCAAGGCACAGAUUUGUAAACAGCUGUUAUAAUUGAGAAUUUGAUAAUUUCUUGCAGAGGUUGAUCUCGCAAUCGAGCAACGUAAACGAGAGCAGCAAGAAAGAGAUCGGCUGAAGGAAGAAAACACGCGACUUUUGGAAAGGGAGAAGCAGCAUAAUGAGGUACUUGGACGACUGGAGUAUGAAAAGAAACAGUUACAAGACGAAAGCAGUAGACUACGCAAUCUAGAACGGCUACAGAGGGAAGAAGCAGAUAAAUUUAAAACGAGAAUAACUGCGCAGAUUCAAGAAUUAGAAGAACAAAGAGACGAGUUAAAGAGCACGAAGCGAGAAGAAGAUAAACUUUUAAUCUUGGAAGGAAAAUACAAUGGACACGAAAAUGAUGUUCCUCAAGUAAAUGGCCGUUACUUUGAAGAUGAGGAAGAAAAGUUAAAUAAGAUUCAAGUGCUGCAAGCAGAGAGAGUAAAGUUGUUGGAGAAAGAUCUUGAGGAUCAAAUUGUUAAGUUGCAUGAGACAAGGGAUCUAGAGUUAGGGAAGAUUAAUGCAGAAAGAGAGAGAAUUGAUGAGCUAGCAAAACAACAACAGAUUGCUCUAGCACAAGUCGAAAUGGAAAGAAUCAGUCUUCAAGAAGACCGUGAGAAGGAUAUUAAAUCGUUAGAAGAAGAGAAGGCGAAACUUGAAGCAUUAGAACAAGAAAGAUUAGAAAUUAUUGAAAAAGCUUUUCAAGAACGAGAACAAGGGAAACAAGAAAUCCAAGCUGAGAAACAACGUCUGGCAGAUUUGCAAAAUAAAUACAACGAUCAGUUGAUUGGCUUAGAACAGUCCAUGUUGACAACACAAGAGAAAAUGGAGAAAGAGCGUCAACUGGAAUUUGAAUUUUUUGAAACUGAACAACUUAUGCUUGAGGAGCUGGAGCUAAAACAACGCGAAGCCGCUGAGCAAAUGGAACGAGAACGCAAACUUAUUGAAGCUCAUUACGAAUGUGAACGUCAGGAGGAAAAACGAAAGUUAGAAAUGGAAAAACUAAAAUUGGAAGAAAUAAAAAGAGAGCAUACUUCUGCAUUACGAAAUGUCGAAGAAGAAAGGAAGAAAUUACAAUUAGACCGACAACGACAACAAGAGCAAAUGGUACGCGAUAAGGUACGUCUGACAAACAUUGAAAAGAAGUAUAAAGAGCUUUUGCUUCGAGCUGAAGAGGAGAAAGUAUCCUUGCGCAAUCAACUUGAAAAGGAAAAACAAGAAGAAUUUGAGAAAUUCCGUCAGGAAAUGUUACGGACUAUGUCCUCGGCGUCAUCACUAGGUCGCCAGUCUCCAACAAGUAGCGUUUCCUCAUCUAAACGUACGAACUCGUCGGAGGAUGUUGGUAAGAAACCAGCUGAGUCUGAUGAACUCGUGGCAGAGCGUGAGAAAUUACGGCAACAGUUUGAGCAAGUACGUGAACAAGAAGAACGUUUGUUGUUAAAAGAGCGGGAGAUGGCAUCUUUAAAUGAAAAAGAUUUAGAGUAUCAGAAGAAGAUCAAAGAUUUGGAAACGGAACUUGAGGAAGAACGGAAGAGAAGAGAGGAAAGCGAGAAAGAAUUAGAAGGAAGAGAAGUGGUGGUGAUAGGAAAUGGAAGACCGCCAUCGUCGGUAAGUAUACAGGGUGUCUCAAAAACUGCAACCCUACUGUAUAAUUUCCAUAACAGCCACUGCUAAUUACUACUUCAAUGCCUUUAUUAUGCUCCUGGGAUUUGAAAAUACGUUCUAAGGUUUGAAAAUACGUCCUGUUUACAUGAGACCGUGAUGAAGUCAAACCGGAAUGAAAAUUGAAAUUGUCAACAUGUUUACAUGAGAUCGGUACAAAAUUUUCAAUUUAUUCCCAUUUAUUCCCAUUUUCUUUUUUAGAUGGCUUUUGUUGGCAUGUGUUGUUCCAAUGUCAAGGUUACGGCCGAGACCGGUCUGAAAUGUAUUUGUGUUUACAUUCAUCCCAGUCAGAAUUGAUGCCGGUCUGAAGUCAAUCGGCUCGGUCCAGCAGGAUUCCGACUUGAGACCGGUCUAAGUUAUUUUCGUCCCGGUCUCAUGUGAACAUUUAUUAUUAAUAAUACUAUGACCGAAACGAAAUGGUCCCGGUUUGACUUCGUUCCGGUCUCAUGUAAACGGGGCCUAAUUGUCCACGUUAUACAGUUAGUACAUCCCCAAGCAUGAAAUUCCUUUCUAUUGUGUUUACGCAUCCUUGGGACACCCUGUAUAAACCAUCAAGUACACCAGUGUGUUUUGGUUCACAAAACGCUAGAAAGUAGAUAGAAAGAGCAAAUAGUACAAUUCAGUUUCGCUUGCCUCAAAGUUGGCACUACAGCCUGUUUCAUCCAAUGAAGGAAUCUUCAAGUAGAUGAGAACUUUGGAAAUACAUUUGGAAACUAAAAGAAAGUAGACACUAUUUCAGUAUAACUUGGUUAAUCUUUAAACACAUAAUUUCUUACAGAAGGGUCAAAAACUUGUAAAUCCCGUAAACCUUUUCUGCAAUUAUCCCACACAGAACUACAGUAAUCAAAAUGGGGGAGAGUGAUAGAUGUGUAUAUGUCAACUAGCGUGUUAAGUGGCACCAGAUCACGAAUAUGUCUUAACAUGUAUUUGAAAGAUUUUAAUAGUAAUGUACAUCAAAUUGGUUGGACCAACGAAAAUUUUGAAAUGCUAGGAUUUUUUGUUAAAUUUAGUUAUUAUUUAUUUAAAAUAUUCAUGGCUUAUGAUUGGCGAGUGCCAUAUUAGCCAAUCAUAAGCCAUGAAUAUUUUGACUGUGAUAUCGUCAUAUGAAUUCAAUAGCUGACCAAACGAGUUUCGACAUAAUGUUCAACGUUGAAUAUGAAAAAACUACUGCUAUACUCGACUUGUUGCCAAUCUCAGCUUUCGGCUUCGUUUGAUAACAGAAACUUCUGGCUUGAUAAUUGUCACAACCUCAUUCAAUAUGCAAUAAUUGUUAAAUAUUGAAUUUCAAAUAAACAAAGUUUUUUUAACGCUUUUGUGUCUUUAGGUUCAUGGAGAUGGACGGUUAUCUGUUGUUGACUUGGACUUAGUCCGCCAUCUUCUCUCCACUGGUCACCUCCUUGACAACUGUCCAAGUGUGAAUGUCACGCCAUCAUGUUGCCGCGGUUACCUGGAGAAAAAAGGCGGGAAAAUUAAGAUUUCCUGGAAAAAAAGAUGGUUUGUGUUUGAUCGUAGAAUGAAAGCCUUAGUAUAUUAUAAAGAUCAAAGCAAGAAAGAGCCUCGGGCUAUUAUUUAUUUCCAAGCUAUUCAAGAAGUUUAUGUCGAUCAUGACGGUGAGACAAGAGGUAAUUUAGGAAAGUCCUCGUUCUGUGUGAAAACGCCUUUAAAGACAUACACAAUAGCAGCUGAUAACGCUUUGGCAAUGAGUGUGUGGAUUGAUGUUUUGUUAACAGGACGUGAAGGAACCGCUUUGUUAAACAACUAAUAUACCAAGGAUCUGACUCUGACAGAUGCUUUUUAUAAUCCUAACUGUUUAUACAUACAGUCAGACAGUCACAUGCAGGCCUAAUCAGCUAACAUGCCCAUUGACAUUGCUACCCAAUUCACAUUUACGGAUACCUCACAUGAUUAGUGAUGGAACGGAAGAGUGAUAGACACUUUAAAUCUAAACUGAUUUAUUCCGAUGGUUACAAUUACCAAAAUCAAGCGAACUAUUUUGGACGACGAAAUAUUUGUCUGUAAGUGGAAAUAGUGAAAAUGUUACGCCUACGUGAAGCCAGUGGCAGCCACGUUGGUGCGACGUGCACGGAUCUGCGGUGGUAUUGCCACAGGAGGCCCAGGCUCGAUUUGCCCGCGCCCGCCUGUGCCUUUCUUAUAACGAAGGAAGGACGGAGACAUCGAGACCAAAAUAGCCCAGACUUGGCAUAUGUCACACGAAACUAUCCUCGAUUUUUCGCUUUUAAUGCAUUUCACGAUUAAUCGAUAUCCCCUGCAAGAAUGAUACCGUAUAACUCUCAAAACAACGAUGCUUUAAUCAAAGAGCUUAAAUUCGCUCUGAAAUCCGUGAGGGAAUAACAAAAUUCGGCCAAAAUAUAUCCGCAUGCCGGGUUUGCUGUGCAAAAAGCGGAAGUCGUUGAACAACUCAAAAUACACUCAACCCUGAUUGGACAACGAAUAUCAACAAACAUUUCAAAUUUUUUUAACAAACACAAUGUGAAAUACAAUUUAUUAUACAUAUUAACGUACUACAGUUAUAUUUACUAGCAGUAAUAUUUACACUUUAUAACAUUUGUGAAUAGAUUUGAUUGUAUGAUUGAAAUUAUUACAGUACUGUUAAAAAAAUUUGAAAUGUUUGUUGAAAUUCGUUGUCCAAUCAGGUUGAGUGUAUUUUGAGUUGUUCAACGAAUUCCACUUUUUGCACAGCAAACCCGGCACACGGAUAUAUUUUGGCCGAAUUUUGUUAUUCUCUCACGGAUUUCAGAGCGAAUUUAAGCUCUUUGAUUAAAGCAUCGUUGUUUUGAGAGUUAUACGGUAUCAUUCUUGCAGGGAAUAUCGAUUAAUCGUGAAAGAAAUGCAUUAAAAGCGAAAAAUCGAGGAUAGUUUCGUGUGACAUAUGCCAAGUCUGGGCUAUUUUGGUCUCAAUGUCCCCGUUCUUCCCUCGUUAUAAGGAAGGCACAGGCGGGCGCGGGCAAAUCGAGCCUGGGCCUCCUGUGGUAUUGCUGACAUGUUAUUGGAAGAGGCUCUUACAGUUUCAGGUUAUUGUUGGGAAAUUACACGUAUUGUCUACAUAGAAAUUAGCCACCAGUGGUCUCUCUUUCGUCGACGUCUUAAAUUUGCUUGUGAAUAACUGAUGAGGUCACACCUAAAAGGCUGCCUCAAGUCUCAUAUAAUGUUUAAAGCGUUUUUAAAUCAUUGGAAGAGAUGCGAGAAGCUGUAUUUUCCGAGGUUCCUAAGAAAAGAUAUUUAAUUGACAGUAAGGCUAAUUUAAGCACCUGACAAUUUGAUUCGUAAAGAUUGACAGACAAAAUUUCGUCUCAUUAAAAAUAUUCUGGCUUGAUUCAUUGAAUUCAAAAGGGUACUCUAUCCAUGCAGUUUUAGUUUUGAGUCAGUGAGCUUUGUUCUUACGACUUAGAUGCGGUUGCUCCUCUAGUUUCCAGUACUAGAAUGUAGGAACAAGGCUAACUAAGCAUUAACAUAUGACUGGGUACAACUUGCAUCAUAACGCGUUAGCUGAUUUGGUCGGUGGUGUUACUUGGGAUAGACACUUCCCGCAUUUGCUUGAUUGCACACGAAACAAUACCUUUGUAAAUAUGUAUAGUUUUCACUGCUAGCCAGCAAAUGUGGGAAGUGUUUAUUGAUAGCGACUUUAGAUGUCCAUUACUGAAUGGGAUGAGGGGAAUUAGAUGAAUGGAAUAAGGGGAAAACAAGGGUCCAUUACGUAAAUGGAAUAAGGGGAAAAGAUAAUUUCAACAAUCUUUUUUGAUAAAGUUAACAAAACUAUCCUGCCAUACAAAAAUGGAAACGUAUACAUGAUGACACAUGUCGGAGAUUCAAACUGUGUGGGCAUAAAAUGCAUGUGGAACGUAAAUCAGGCUGUGUUAUAGUAGAUAAAUUAUAUAUAGAAUAUAUAGGACUAUUGAAUGGUAUAUGUACAAAAAUAGUUUGUUAUGCGAAACUAUAUGUGGUGUUUGAAAUAUAAAUAUUUGUA